Pocillopora verrucosa is the source of this 3496-nucleotide messenger RNA. RefSeq lists its product as uncharacterized. Gene Ontology annotation, molecular function: superoxide-generating NADPH oxidase activator activity; phosphatidylinositol binding; protein binding. Gene Ontology annotation, biological process: superoxide anion generation. The record is from RefSeq and is a predicted model, not a curated record. Gene Ontology annotation, cellular component: cytoplasm. Lineage: Eukaryota; Metazoa; Cnidaria; Anthozoa; Scleractinia; Pocilloporidae.
CGAAACUGUUUUCGUAGAGUUUCCAUAUCGCAGGCUAUCAGUGAAUACCGGCUCUUGAACAGGACCGCCCUCAAGUCUAUCUCCUACAAACAGGUCACACAAUCAACUUCGUGGGAAUCCAUUGUCAUUGAGAACAAAUUCGGUCCAAGGAGGUUCGGAGAUGGGAGAAUCAUGGGACGUAAACAAUUUCAAACAAGGUCUUGGUGCCGAAAAGGGACAAAACUAUAAACCCACCUUCGGCGCCAUGAGGCAGUUAUCCACUAAUGAGAGAGGUGUUAUUGCCGAUGUGAAAGUUGUCGAUGUUGAAAAACGCCGUAGCAAAGAACAUUCCGGCAGCAAAAAUUAUGAAUACGUUUUGAAAGUUAGAUGGCUGGACGAGAACCAAUAUUGCAUAUUUCGUCGUUACAGUAUGUUCUUCGAUCUACAGGCUGGUCUGCGACAACUUUUCCAAGAAAAACAACAUAUCACAAUUCCGGAAUUGCCUGUUGCUCGUUUUGCUGGGGGAAUGUUGUUUGGAGCAUUAGCGAAGAAACAGUGUAAACACAUUGAAGAAUUCUGCCAGAGAGUGAUUCAGCUACCACCUGUUGUGUCUCAGUCAGACACUGUCCUGCAGUUCUUCAGCCAGUGGGGAACAGAUGCAUUUGUGAGGAUUGAAUCAAAUGAAAAAUGUACCAAGCUGCCAAAUUCUCAUUUUGGAAGAAGUGAGGAACAGCUUGUUGAGAGAUACCAGUCAGUGGCAGAAUUUACUGGUGGAGGAAGGGGAGAGAUGAGCUUGAGAGAAAAUGAAAUGGUAACAGUCAUUGAAAAAAACAAUACAGGUUGGUGGCUUGUUGCAAAUGCAAGAGGGGAGCAUGGUUUUGCUCCAGCAACAUUUCUUGAACUAGUAGACUCUGGACGACGCACAGAAGAGGAGGAAUGGAGAGAUGUUGAGGAGGAUGAGCGCUUUUGGGUUGCAAUUGAGUCAUACUCAGCUAAGAGUGAUGAUGAACUAACUUACAGAGCUGGAGAAGAAGUUGAAGUUCUGGCCACCAGCAACUUUGGUUGGUGGAAGAUAAAAAUAAAAGGAAAAGUUGGUCUUACACCUGGAUCCAAUCUGGUUCAAGCCAAGCCAAGUGCAGAUCCUCUCUUAUCUGAUGACCAACAAAAGAAAAGGGGUUCUUCAUAUUCAAGCAUCAGUGGCAUAUAUGCAAGUAUAAGGUCACCUCCCCCUAGAAGAGAUUCUAGCAAAACAAGGAAAAGAGAAGCUAACAACAAUGAAGCCUCUGAAAAAGCAAGAGUUUCACGUUCGCAGUCCACACCUCAUGCAUUAGAGUAUGCUACAGUGGAGAUAUUGUCAAGUUCCCCAUCAGCCAACAGAAAUCUUCAGUUUAGUUUUGAAGACUCCAGUGAAACUGUUCCUCAAUAUGCUUCCGUUAUUCCAAAGCAUCUAAGACUGAACAGAUCCCACAGUAUGAGUGAAGAUGGGUCAGAAAUCAGAAGACCGCAGAAGCGGAAUGGCUGCCCAAACCUCCCGUCCACUCCACCGCUGGUUUCUCUACACAACUCUAACUCUCGCAGUGUAGACCAUGAUGACAUGAGUUAUGCGAGAGUGCAUGAGUUCAGACAACCGCCACUUACUAGUACCCCAAGGGUGCGUUUAUUGCAACCCCCGGACGAGGGACUCGUCAGAUUUGGCUCCCACAAAUACGAGAAUGUUCUUAGAGCUGAUCUUCAUGUUGGGACACCCGGGGAGCAUUAUGUGGCUAUCACAAACUACGCACCUCCACCAGAUCGCAAUGAAGAUCUGCCCCUAACAGCGACAGAAGAGGUACGCCUUCUCUGUGAGGAUGGCGCCUGGUCAUUCGUUUGUACAGUAGACGCAACCAAAAGGAGUGGAUGGGUGCCGACUUCAUUGUUGAAGAGCAAGGAAGUUUCCCAUUACAACAUGACUAGGAGGUCCAAAUCUGUUGGGGACAUUUACAACGCUUAUGAAGAAGAAGAAGCGGCAGCUCGUGGAGCACCUCCGUCUCAGAUGGUGCAGAAGCCUCCUGUACCAACACCUAGGAGCGAUCUUGAGCAGAAGAAGACUUCAGUGGACGUAACUGGUGCCCCAAGCGAAGAAGCGCCUCCACUGCCUGGUGCCCCACCAGAUUACAUCCGGAAGCCUGGAAAGGUGAACGAACACUACUUCGCGCGGGAAGACUUUACAACAAAAAAUUCAAACUGCAUCUCGGUGCGCAAAGGAGAAGUAGGCCAGUUAUUAGCAGUACAGUCCUUAGGUUGGUGGAAAAUGAAUGUAGAAGGUGUGGUCGGAUGGACUCCAGGCGAUUUCUGGGAACUGCUACAGGAUGAGGAAGAAACUCUCAACGAAAUGCCUCCAAAGAGCAAGCAGCGAGAAAGGCACAGUUCUUUCGGAGACGAGUUGUGGUAUUACGGGAAAAUGUCACGUCAGAAGUGCGAGGAACUUAUGAUGAGAAGCGCCAAAGAACUCGACUACUUGAUACGAGAGAGCACUCAGAAGUUUGCUUCUUUCGUGCUAUCGGUCAAGUAUGGCGGAAAGAUUCGCCAUUUUCCCAUAGAACUGACACCAAGCGGUCGUUAUGUUAUUGGCAAGCAUGCGUUCGAUGGUUUGACGGAAAUUGUAACAUUUUACAAGACCCACGCGUUGUUUUAUACGCAGAACAAAGAAGCGAUCACCCUUGGGGAAUCAUUCCGGGGAAUGUAGAACUUGUGUUAGUGAUAUACUGUCCUCAUUACGACAGUGGUACGACCCUACAUGCAAGUGUCGUGAAAUUGUACAACACCCAAUAUAUUCUCGUGAAUUGAUCUUUUAAAAUCGAAGUUCUACAUCAAGAGAAUUGAAGCAGAGAGAGUUUUAAUCAGGAUGUUCGCUGAUAUCGAUUCCAUUUCAAUACCUCUUGGUUUCUCAAGACGAUCGUAUUGUGAAUCCUAGUCCAAGAAGUACCAUUUUUCGGCCCUAUCUAAACCCGUAGAUGACGGAUAUGACAUUAAGAUAUCCCAAGGGACCUUCGGGCCAAUGCAUCGAGAGUCUCUCCGUUUGCCCCGUCUUUUAACAAUUUUAUCAACUGACUUUCACUCAAUUUGCAGCACAUUUAUCUCACAAGAAAACCACUCAUUGAAAACGUAAGAAAAAAAUUAUAACUUGGAGCUAAUGAAAACAGACGUUUGUAAAAAACAAUUAGAAAUAAUACAUUUGAGAGGAUAUUUCCUCGCGUAAAAAAUAUAAAAUAUAUAUAUAUUUUAUGAUGAAUGCCCGAGGUAAUUCACGUGUAACAAUUUGCGCUGUUGCCUGAGAUGUCAAAUAUUUUAAUGAAAUUAAUAUGAAGGUAGUUAUUUAGAGAUAUUUUAUUUGUGUACCUCUAAGCAACGCAAAAGUUCAUGGGGCCAAAAGUGGUUUCUUUAUAAAAUUUUAUAAAAUUGUUGUUACUGGUAUAUGUUAAGGCUUUUUAAAGACGUCUGUUAAAAAAGUGACGAAUAAAUUAAUUUAACCCAAGUA